Molecule: messenger RNA, 599 nt
Organism: Racocetra fulgida
Lineage: Eukaryota; Fungi; Glomeromycota; Glomeromycetes; Diversisporales; Gigasporaceae
Source: the annotation of a GenBank genome assembly
CUUUUGAAUCACCUAAUCUCAUAUCAAACAACCAAGUUUCCGGAAAGGAACUAUCUCUCGAGUCGCUCCAAUCAUUAGAAAAAGAUAAUCCGAGAUUAUCAGAUACAUGUGCAUGUUGUCGUAGAGAUAAAAAAAGAUGCGAAUAUAAUGGAAUGCCGGGAGCUCUCAGGUGUGCAAGAUGUAGAAUGAAGAAAAGGCAGUGUUUAUUCCAAUGUGCGGAAUGUCAUGAGAAUAGUAGUGUAGAUAAGGCUACGCUUCAUUGUGUGAAUUGUAAGGCAACUGUGGAGGAUCCACCUGUUGACUACAACUUUGUUCAAGAAAAUGAUAAAAUAUAUCUGAAAUUAGAAAAUAAUGACAUUAAAAUCGAAAUUACGCAUGAACUUUUGAAAUUGCAAAAAUUUGAACAAAAUUUUACACCGAGCUCAACUCAAUCUUUCAACGUUGACUUCCCAGCAAAUAAUAAUGCGCCAAGUGUUAUGCCUGAUACGUGUCCUUCAGCUUCUUAUCUCCCAGUCUAUAAUGAAGCAUCUAACAUUUGCAUUCAACCUAUUAUUUUGCAAGGCAGUUACUUUAUAUCGGAUGCAUAUCAGCAACAGACU